AUGCGGCUUUUGGAUAUUCUAUUUACAUAUGAAACUCCAAAAAUGGUAGAAAUUACUAAUUACAAGAUUGGUAUUUUUCACCGACUUCUUCAAUUAGUGAUUGGUGUGUAUGUAAUAUGGUAUGUUUUAAGUCGUCAUAGCCAAUUUAUUAAUAGUUGGGUAAUUAUAUAUGAAAAGGGCUAUCAAGUUAAUGACGAAGUAGUUUCUUCAACAGUUACAAAAACUAAGGGACUAAUGUUCGACACCUGGAACAGUAAAAAUGAAACUUUUACACUAAUAUUGGAUUCCGCCGAUAUCGUGAGGCCAUCACUUGAAAAUAAUGCGUUUUUUGUUACCACGCACCAAAUCGUUACGCCCAACCAAACACCAGGCCGAUGCCCAGGGGUAGUUUUUCUUUUUCUUAUUGUUAAGGUGCUAACUAGCAAAACGUCAUGCCUCAAUGAUAGCGACUGCAAAAAAUUGGAAAUCUCUGUCUCUGAAGCGGGUAUCAAGACCGGGAAAUGCAUCAUACUGCAGGAUGGCAUUGGUGUCUGCGAGCUUUAUGCCUGGUGUCCACUCGAAAACGAUACAAUAGUUGUGAAUUACGAUUUAAAUGCUCGCUUUGAAAUGAUCUCAAAUUACACCGUCUAUAUAAAGAACGAUAUUGAGUAUCCAAAGUUCCAUCUAAAAAGAAGAAAUCGUGAUGCCUGGGAAUCAACGAAACCUUUAGGUUCAUGUCGGUACAACCCAGAUCACCCCGUUGACAAGAAUUGUCCAAUUUUUAAAUUCACCACUAUAUUUAAAGAGGUUGGACUGACUCCAGAGACUCUUAUAAGGGGGGGUGUCAUUGGAAUUAUCAUUAAUUGGGAUUGCGAUUUGGAUUGGGGCAUCGACAGUUGCAAGCCAACGUACUCAUUUACUAAUUUGGAUGUGUUAAAUGAUGGAAGCAGUGGAUUUAACUACAGGUACGCUCUUCGAUAUCGGCAGGAUGGGAGAAUUUACAGGGACCUAGUAAAGGCGAUCGGGCUGAGGUUUUCAAUAUUUGUUCACGGAACUGCAGGAAAAUUUAGCAUUAUUCCUCUUCUUUUGAAUGUUGGCUCAGGUCUGGCGCUUCUAAGUGUGGUGCGUCAAAAUCGCUUCUUAUUACUAUAUGUGACCUUCUACUUAGUAACUGGAAUUGCUAAAUUAUCUGGAGGGAUAAUUCUCACAAAUUCGUUUUCGCGACAUGAUGUCCGUUAA
This is a messenger RNA of Mesocestoides corti, 1218 nucleotides long. Lineage: Eukaryota; Metazoa; Platyhelminthes; Cestoda; Cyclophyllidea; Mesocestoididae. The record is from the annotation of a GenBank genome assembly.